GCUGCCUGACAAGUUAAACAGUUAGUGUGUCGCGUCUAUUUGUGGUAUUAGUACGCGUCUGUUUCAACUCCCAGCCUGACGGUGGCUGCCAAGGCUUACCCAUGAGUUAAACCUUCUUUAGUUGGUAAUGAGGAAGGCGUGGGCUCUAGCAGUGGGUGAAAACAAGCAAAAUAAUGAAAAGUUUGGCUGUGAGAAGGUGCUAGACAGCCAGCCAUAGUGACCAGGAGGCAGGAAGAUACAUAACCACUACAGGGAAGAUAAGAAAAAAAAAUCGUAUCCCCGCGGUCUCUGCGCUACGAGGACGCGACCGAGCAGCGCCAUCAUUGUUGUGGAGCUGCCGCUGCUCUUCACGCUUUGCCACCUGCACCUGCCAGCGUGUCGCUGUCAGGGCCGUGUAUUUGGGAAAUUAUUAAGUCUGACCAUCGCAUCUACAGCGUGGUGUAGUGUGACUGAGGAUAUUUGUAGUGCUGCAUAGCCAGAAUCACUCCAGGUACACAGACAGGUUGCACAAGUGAGUCAUCAAUUACCUAUGGAAUGAUAUGAAGAAAUAGCGUGUCUUGAUGAUUGGACUGAAAAAGACAUGACUGUGAACUUAUGAUGCAGUGGAGAAAGAAGGAUAUGGAUUUGACAUAUUGAUAGCAAAGAUGAAAAGACAGAGUUUUAAAAUACUUGAGAUUGACUAACUAAACAAGGCUUGGUGAAUUUACUUUUACUUGAGAUUAUAUUUAUCACUCAUUUUGUACAUAUAGAAAAGUGGAUGAUAAAUGGAUAACUCUGUGCAAAGAGUAGGUAGAAUAUUGGGGAAGUUAUAUGGAAGUAACAGACCUCCACAUAGUGAUUGGAGGUUUGGAGACUCAAGAAUGCUAGAUAGUUCUCGGGCAUUCAAAGAUCCCCAAAUACAAGGGACUUCACGACAGCAUGGUGAUUUCCGAAUCCAAGAAUCAAGGCUACUUCUUGAAUCAAGGAUGGAACCAAAUUAUUCACCUCCAAGAAUGUCUGAUGUCUCAGAAAUGCAGGGAAAUGAAAGAAUUCCUGAGAGGGUCCGUGGAGGUCCUCAGCUGCAGAGAGAAGUCAGAGCACAUCCAGAAUCAAGGAUACAUUCAAGUAAUAGAAUGCAAGGAAACUCAAGAAUAUAUGAAGACUUGCCAGUGCAUGAUCAGCAGAGGUCAAGGUCAAGUGCUGUUGCUUAUGAUUAUAAUCAUCAACGUUCUGAUGAACAUAGUCCAUUGAAAGACACAAGUGUUUCACCAAAUUUUGCUAUGAAUUCAAAUGAGAACAUAAGAUCAGGAAGGAGUGGCUACAAUGUUCAAGAUGAUAAUAUCAGACAGGGAGUUUAUGAUGCUUUACCUGGGUUACCAAGUGAUAGCACUGGCAAAAAGAAUAUAUGUCUUUUGCCACCAAAAGGUUAUGGUCCAUUAAGUGGAAUACCUCCUGGAUCAGGUCACAUACUGACACCUAGUCUAACAUCUUCCUCAGGACCUCAGGUUGUUGAUGGAAUUAGAUCUGCUGGAAACAGAGGCUCCUAUUCAAAGGAAAAGAGCUCAAAAGCUUUUGAUUAUCUGAAGACUUGGAGACUUAAGAUGAAUCUGCCAACUGAUACAUUUUUACUUGAGAAGGAUGGUGCAGCAGGAAAUCAGCAAGGUCAUGAUGUUAUGGCUCCUCAUACACAUGAUGAUUGGUACACACAACCUCCUACAGCAGAACCAAGGGUUGGAAGGGCAAGCAUUGACCCAGAAUGGAAUAGUUCAGGCAAUUCAUUUGCAGAAAAAGAUGGCUAUGUGGAACGACCUGGCAGUAAAUAUGGAGAAAUGAGGUAUGGUGUAUAUAAUGAAUCAGCAGCAACAUAUCCUCGAGAACAAAUCCUUGAAAGUGAUAGAACUGGUCAUCAACCAUGGAAGUGGGAUGAAGAAGCAUCCAACAUCCAAAAUCAAGGGGCUAAAAGAAAUUAUGAAAGUAUGGCCUCAGGACAGAGUUUUAAUAGUGCACACAGAGAUAGCCAUUAUCUUCAAGAUGAGAUGGUGCAGUCUAAAAGAUCAAGGUUGUCUCCAUCUCGGAUGCAGAAUGACAGAGAAGCUGUUGAACAUUACACACCAAUGGUAUCACAACAAGCCCUGUCACAGAAUAAUGUUUCAUAUAGUGAUAAUGCAAAAUUUAAAAUGAAUGCUAAUGAACCAUUUUAUGAACCACACAAUGACUGGAAGACUUCAUCAUUUCACAGAAGACCUUCAGUUGAUUCUAACAAAUUUAGACGAUCUCGAUCUCCCCAUGAUACCAGAGGUGAAAGUGUUGGGUCUAGACAUAAGUUAUUUCCAGGAGAGAUGAAGGGAAUAAUAGCAAGAGAAGAAUCACAAGGAUCUUAUUCCCAGUCCAGAGAAGUGAGAAAUUUGUCUCAUAACAUGGCACAUUCACAGAGGUCACCAGAGCCUUUAGGAAGAGAUAGAUACCCUGAGUCUCAUCUUCAGGAUAGAGCACCCAGAUUAACUGAGCGUGGAAGGUCUCCAGAGCCUAAUCAGAACACUUUGAAUCAAGGGAGACCACCAUCCAAUGAAAUGUUUAUGGCUUCUGAUCCUUACUCCUUGGAUAUAUCUCCAAGGUUAUAUCCCAGAUCAAGGUCAAAUAGGUCCCCAGUUAAGGUUAAAUCUCCAGGACCAGGAAUGAGAGGAAGGCCUCCACCUUUUUCCCAUAGUAAGUCACCACCAGUGGCAUCCAGAGCAAGGAAUAGGUCAUCACCAUGGAGAAAAGGGAAGUCGCCUGGACUUGGAAGAGGAAGACCUCUUGGACCAGAAAGGGAGAGGUCACCAGCACAUGUAGGGAGAGUGUCUCCUAGAGCAGUAGGAAAAGGAAAAUCAUCUGGACCUGGUGGGAGAGGAGGAUUGUCUGGGCCUUCUGGAAAACAGAGAUCACCAGGAGCACAAAGGUUACCAGGACCUCCAAGAAGAGAUAGGUCACCAGAGGUUGCAAGGAGAGGAAAGUCACCAGGAUCUCUUGGAAGAAUGAGAUCACCUGUGUCUCCAAGAAGGGGAAGGUCACCAGGUCCUCAGGGAAGAGAAAGGUCACCUGGAUCGCAAAGAAGGGAAAGGUCAUCACCAGGACCUCCAGGGAGAGAUAGGUCAUUAGAUCAUGGAAGAUGGAAGUCUCCAGGAAGACCAUUGGACCACUCAGGAAGAGGAAAGUCACCAGAACUUCAUGGAAGAGACAGGCCACUAGGAUCAUCUGGAAGAGGGAAGUCACCAAUGCUUGUAGGAAAAGGAAGAUCACCGAUACAUGCUGGAGUGGGCAGAUCUGGACCUCCAAGAGGACCAUCAUCAGGACCUCUAGAAAGGGGAAGGUCACCUGGAAAGUCACAUUCAGGUAGGAGGGGCUCUCAAGGAUCGCUUGAACGAGGGAAAUUACUACCCGAGUCAUCUGGGAGAGGCUCUUCACCAGGACCUGGAAGGGGCAGGUCGUCAGGAACCUCUGGAAGACCCAGGUUACCAGGGACAGCUGUUAGAGACAGGUCACCAGGACUCCAAGGAAGAGGAAAGCAAACUGCUGCUUCUAAUAGGGGUAGGUCUCCCAAGCUACAUAUUACAGGUAAGCCUUCUAAACCUAUCAAGGGUAGUUCACCUGGUUUGGUGCCUCAUCGCUCAGGUGAAUAUCAGGAGCAGCUGAGAUCCAGAAGUCCAGGUGCUCAAAGGAGGUCUACCAAAGGUCAAACUGAUUCUCCAAAUCAUCCUCCCAGGGGAAGAUCACCAGUGAAGGGAAAAUCUUUAGGAGGUGCAAGAACAAGAUCUGAUUCAUUCUCACAAACAAAGACAAGAUCCAUUAUGAAGGAGAGGUCUGAGAGACUUGGUACCAGAUCUGCACGGUCUCCAGUAAAGAGACUGGCACCAGGUCCGAGAGAGAAAAAUGAAAAUCUUACAGGACAUGAAUAUGGAGAGUACAGAGAUAAAAUGGAGAGAUCACCAUACUUUGAAGAAAUUUCAGUGUCACCAAGAACCAGUAGAUUUUGGUCUCCCACAAGAAAAGGAGUAAUGAAUAUGAGGUCUCAACGUAGCAGGGAAAGGUCACGAUCUGUAGAUGCACUUCAGAGAGGGUGUUCACCUGUCUCACCUCAGUCUGGAGGAUAUUCAGGCCGUAAUCUCUAUCCACAAGAGUCAUUCAUUGCAGAAAGAGAGGACCAUAUGCAACAAGAUCGUGCCACACAUUUUUACCGUGACUGCUCUCCUCUAUCAGUGGAUGGCUAUGCAGCUGUAGGAAAGAAUAGUUUAGAAGUAGAGGUGAAGGGCCAUGGUGGGAACCAGCAAGAAAGAUUUUAUUCACCAUCAAGAGAGGUGUCCUUUGGGGCAGGAAGGAGUAGUGUGGAGAAGGUUCAUAAUACCAAAGGUAACUGGAGAGAACAUGAAAAAGACAGAGUCAGUCAACACUAUCAUGGAAAGAAAGGUGCAGUUGGUAAGGUUUCAGAUCCAAAGGAUGUGAAAAAAGUCAGUGGUAGUAAAUUUUCUGAUAUACGAGGAGGAACUUUGUCGGAAGAGGAAGUAGAUGAUGAGGACUUACGGAUUCACUUACUACGUCUUCGAGAGCAAAAAGUAGAAAUGAAGUUGAUGAAGCUAGAAGAAGAGAGCAAAGAAACAGAGUUGAAGUUAUGGGAGCUCAAAAAGAGUCGUACAGCACCAAGAGAAGAAAGUCCUAUUGAGGAUGAGAGGAGAUUCUCUGAAAAGGAAUCUUUUCAUCCACAUGGUCGAAGACAAGAGCCAUAUUCAUGGAAGCAUCAGCGUUUGCCAUCUCCUGAACAGGAACGAUACCAUCGACAGCACAAACGUUACUAAUGUUAUCUCAUUAUUUCUGAAGCAGUGAUAGCCUUUCUUUAGGCUGCUUUAUAGAAAACAGUACAAUGAAAAAGGCAUUAGGGUUAGGAUGAAAAAUGUAUCAGACUUAUUUUCUUCUGCAGCACAAAAUAUGAAAAGUUAAGUCGUGUAUGAAUAUCUGUUCCAGCAGCAAAAUAAGAAAUCUGAAAUUAUUUGUGAGAGAAACAAGUUAAAGGACCUUAAUUUGUGUUUCUUGGUAGUAAUAGUGAAGUUUGAGACCACCUGUGACUGGCAGUAAGUUGUUGUGAUCCACUGUAAGGACUUUGUUCACCACAGAUGUGUUACUUUUAAGUAAGCUUGUUUUGUGAAAUUUUAGGAACUUUACAGAUGUUAAAUUUUCUGUUCAAGAAACACACACACACACAUCAGAAAAUUAGAAAGAAUUCAGAGAGCUGCAACUAAAAUCCCUACAAGCCUAAGAGGGUACAGUUAUGAAGAGAGGUUAAAAAGAUUGGGUCUGACUACACUGGAAAAAAGGAGGGAAAGAGGUAAUUUGAUAGCACUAUAUGGAAUAUUGGAAGGAAUGGAGAAGUUGGACAGAGAUGAUCUUGUUAUAUCAGAUAUGAGAGGUACCAUAGGGCAUGGAAGGAAAUUGAAAAGGAGUGUUUGCAGAAGAGACAUCAAAAAAUAGCUUUCCCUACAGAAGCAUAGCAGUGUGGAAAGAACUUGUUGAUGAAACUGUGUGUGCUAAGACAGUCCAUGAAUUUAAAGAAAAUUUGGAUAAAAGUCAGGACAGCAUGAGCCUAGUGUGGUUGUUAUCCUGUAUCUCACAACUAGGUAAAACUAGAUAUACACACACACACAUACACACACACACACACACACACACACACACACACUUCGCUGUGAUCUAACAGCAGGGUUCACAACACUGGAUUUUUCAUUGAUGAGUGAGCAGUUACUGUUCUCACUGAGUGGUGUGUGAUGGGUCUCAGCCUUACCCAUAGAUCAGGCUAUCAUGAACUAUGUGCUGUCUCUGAGCAAGUACAGCUGGUAGUCAUGAGUCCAGCACAUGAUCAUCAAAAGCCAUGAUGAAUUAUGUGCAUGCACACACACACACACACACACACACACACACACACACACACACACACACACACACACACACACACACACACACACACACACACACACACACACACACACACACACACACACACACACACACACACACACACACACACACACACACACACACACACACACACACACUGGUAGUUCUCCUGCAUCUUGUUCAUUCACUGGAAAGGGAAGGGAAUGUUUAGUGUAUGGUGUUGCAGGAGUAAACCAGCUCAAUUGUCAGGUAUGUUGCAGAUGUUAUGCCAGAAAACUGACUCAUAAUUAGUCAUUUCAUUCCAUGAGGCUUAGAAGUAAACAUGUGAGGAAAUGCUUGUGAUUGUAGCUAUUUCAACUACUCUCUUUACAGGAGGAUUGUCAGCCAAGUACAGUUAAGGUCUCUUAAUCUGAUUGGAAUGGAGUAAGAAUCAUUGAAAUUAGCAGGGUACCUCUCAGAACAUAGGACAGUACUGCUUAGAACAUAGAUAAUAUGUACAUAUAUAAUAUACAU
Molecule: messenger RNA, 6414 nt
Organism: Scylla paramamosain (green mud crab)
Lineage: Eukaryota; Metazoa; Arthropoda; Malacostraca; Decapoda; Portunidae
Product: filaggrin-like
Exons: 4
Coding region: 765-4808 (1347 amino acids)
Source: RefSeq, a predicted model, not a curated record